UCUAGCUCGAGAAGUUUUGCCCCCUGCACGGCCUACGGCACCCGAAGAAGGUGGCGAUGUCCGACCUGGAGGCUUCCGCUGGGUUGCAGACGUUCCCACCUGCUGGGGGGGCACCAGGCCUCAAGAAGGUCAAGAUCGAGGCCCGCCAAAUGAUUCAGUCAGGCAAGGCCGACGACGAGAUCAUCUCGCAGCUCGUGCUGGCCAUUACGCGCCUCGUUCUCGCAGACAAUCGGGCCAUCGUAGAGCUGGCGGCGACGGUCUACACAACAUGGGCUCUCGACUGCACCGAGGACGGCGUAACCGACGUGAUGGAGACAGCAUGCCGCCGUUACCAGGAGAUCUCACAGGAUAUGGCCACCAAGCGCAAGGGAGGCGAGCAGGUCGACUUCAAAGGUCGCGGCCCCCCGCACCUCCACGUGUUCUUGAGCGGCCUCAUCUUCCUCGCGCAGAAGGAGACGGGCUGGGGCAAGGAGCUGAAGGAGACCUACGGCAGCGAGUUGAAAAGGCUACUCGAUGCAGCAGCUGGGCGAGAUUGUCCUCCACUGGCGGUGGAAGCGGAGCAAGAACGAGGCCAAACUUGAGAAGAGGGACUACCUCAUCAUCGCGAUCGAUUCGGACCACGCGACGGGCCGCAGGUUGAUCCCGAGCCUCUUUGCAGCACUCAUAGACUUGAAGGGGGGGCGCCGCAUUGGACCGCCGCCGAAGGGACCGCUCCAGAGGGACGCCGCGAAGCUCUUGUCGCAACUCAAGAAAUGACUGGUCCUGCGCACAUGACUACCAGGACGGGGCAAGCCACGCGGUCGGCCAUCACUGCCCCCAGCUCUUCCUCACAGCCGAGUUCGGCGAUGAAAAUGGUGCCAGCAUUCCUCAGAGAUAGUGGUCGACUGCGAGAGCUGAUCCGACGCGGCGACAUACCGCCUGAUGUGCUCCAACAUAGGACUGCGCCCACCCCGCCACCUGUUCCAACGGCCUACGGCCCGACCCUCCCGCCCGUCCCUACAGUUCUUUUGAGGUCCGCUUCGAGAGGACGAGGACGAGGAGGAGGGGGGGGGGCGGCCGAGGCAUAGCAGGCAGGGACAAUCUUUUAUUCCAGGACGCGGUUUUCCAUAGCCCUUUAGACGGACCCCCGCUCCCCUGAGGCAGACGGCCCCAUUACCCCUCCCUCGUGCCAGUGUGCGGUCCUGGCCCUGUGGGCUCCGUAUACUGGCGGCGGGUGCGAGGGUGGGGGGACUGUGCGCCUCUUGUUCCCCCGCUCGGGGGAGCGGAUGGGCCAAGCGUAAUUCAGCAGUCCCCAGGGGCGCCCUCUCGGCUGCGUGCCAUAUCGGAGGGUUGCCCCUGAUGGGGCAGCGCGGCUUUGUCCGAGUGCAGAGGCCGCCAGGAUGGUUGUCGUUCUAUGUAACGCCACUCAGAGUUCCGAG
This is a messenger RNA of Prorocentrum cordatum, 1418 nucleotides long. The record is from the annotation of a GenBank genome assembly. NCBI's taxonomy places the organism in Eukaryota, Dinophyceae, Prorocentrales, Prorocentraceae.